This is a messenger RNA of Plectropomus leopardus (leopard coralgrouper), 594 nucleotides long. The record is from RefSeq and is a predicted model, not a curated record. NCBI's taxonomy places the organism in Eukaryota, Metazoa, Chordata, Actinopteri, Perciformes, Serranidae.
CGCGGCUCCAUCAGUGCUGAACGUCUCCAUAAAGUGGAAAUCAACACUGUUUUAACCCUCGGUGUGUGUGUGUGUUUGUGUGUUUCAGCGUCGGUGCCGCAGUUCACCAACUCCCCGACCAUGAUCGUGAUGGUGGGACUGCCGGCCAGAGGCAAAACCUACAUCUCCAAAAAGCUCACCAGAUACCUCAACUGGAUCGGAGUGACAACCAGAGCGUUUAACGUCGGGCAGUACAGAAGAGACGCCACACGCGCCUACAACAGCUUCGAGUUCUUCAGACCCGACAACGCAGAGGCCAUGAAGAUCCGCAAGGCCUGCGCCAUCUCCGCCCUGAAAGACGUGUGUGACUACUUCACCAGAGCGCAGGGGCAGGUGGUGGUUUUUGAUGCCACCAACACGACAGCGGAGCGCCGAGAGAUCAUCCUCAGCUUUGCCAAAGAAAACGGAUACAAGGUUUUCUUUGUGGAGUCAAUAUGUGACGAUCCAGACAUCAUCGCCUCCAAUAUUAAAGUAAGUAAAGUGUGUGUGUGUGUGUGUGUGUGUGUGUGUGUGUGCGCAUACGGUGUUUCUAGGAUUUGAGGACACUGGGGGCUU